Molecule: messenger RNA, 1116 nt
Organism: Colletotrichum godetiae
Lineage: Eukaryota; Fungi; Ascomycota; Sordariomycetes; Glomerellales; Glomerellaceae
Exons: 4
Coding region: 72-1034 (320 amino acids)
Molecular function (GO): oxidoreductase activity
Source: RefSeq, a predicted model, not a curated record
AUUCAUUCAAUUCGGAUUCACUUCUGUCGCUAACUACUGUCUCUCGCUAUUCAUUGUCAUAUUUCUUCAACAUGCAUUUCCUUCACCUUUCAAUCCUUUUUGGGCUGGCGGCUUCUGCAGUGACGCGUCAAGAGCAUCGCUGCAUUGAGCCGGCCACUCGAGUUGAAUGGCGCGACCUCGAGCCUGAACUUCAGCAAAGCUAUAUCGACGCUGUUCUAUGCUUGAAGACGAAGCCUUCGAGACUUGGCUUCAAUACGUCAUUGUAUGACGACUUCCCUUACGUGCAUCAGAAGUACAACAAGAUCAUCCACGGUAUUGCCGGGUUCCUUCCAUGGCACAGGUACUUCGGACAGGUCUAUGAGGAUGCGCUCCGUGAAUGCGGAUACAAGGGCGUUGCAACGUACUGGGACUGGACUCUGGAUGUCAUGAAAUUCGCGGAAUCUCCCGUCAUGUCGCCCACUUUGGGAUUUGGUUAUGAUGGUAGCGACUCGCGAACGGAAACAUUGUCCACCGGCCAGAAAAUUCGAUGCGUUGACUCCGGUCCCUUUUCCGAGCUCAGACCAUCUUACAUUGCUAUCAACCCUACAACAACGAUUCAAGAGGAGCACUGCUUAUUCCGCUCAUUGAGUGACGGCAAUACUGCCAAUUCUAGAAUCUCGGCCGAAAAUUAUAACGCCACAUCAAUUGAAAUCGUGCAGAGCGAGAAGACCUUUGAAACAUACCGUCCGAUGUUGGAGGGCGGUCCUCAUGGCAUCAUUCACUCUUCACUGGGUGGAGAAAUGAACCCAACUACGUCCCCGAAUGAACCGCUGUUCUUCUUGCAUCAUGCUCAGAUUGACCGUCUAUGGUGGAAGUGGCAGCAGGAGAGCCCUUCCACACGAGAGUUUGAAUAUUCUGGCCUGGCAGCGCAAAUCAACUCGACAGAGCUAAUUCCUGCGCACUUGGAUGAUAUGCUGCUCAUGGGUGGACUGGCAGAGGAUCUUCGUGUUCAGGAUGUCAUGACUACUAAUGGCCGUCUUUGUUAUGUGUAUUGAGUCAUUAAGGCCGUCUAAUUUGUUAGCUUCAACGGUAAGGUAGCUUUAGCUCCUCAUUAGUGUUAUUCUUUUCUCUUGCCGC